Molecule: messenger RNA, 2230 nt
Organism: Onychomys torridus (southern grasshopper mouse)
Lineage: Eukaryota; Metazoa; Chordata; Mammalia; Rodentia; Cricetidae
Gene: Rnf41
Product: ring finger protein 41
Exons: 7
Coding region: 384-1337 (317 amino acids)
Biological process (GO): positive regulation of JNK cascade; regulation of canonical NF-kappaB signal transduction; protein K63-linked ubiquitination
Cellular component (GO): plasma membrane signaling receptor complex
Molecular function (GO): ubiquitin protein ligase activity; zinc ion binding
Source: RefSeq, a predicted model, not a curated record
CGUGGCCAAAGGGUUAGUCCAAGGCAACCAGGAGUGGUCGGAACCUUCUUCCCCAUCCUUCCCUUCCCCUUCCCCUGCCAGGGAAGGCUGAGACCGGCACCCAGGCUACCCCGCGGCCUCCGUGGCCUCAGCUCCAGCCUGGCCCCGCGUCCUGAGAACCCAGGCCACGUCCCGGGCGAGUGCUCCUGAUUGUGACAUCAUACCCACCCCUUGGCCAUGAAACUUGUCACUAGGAAGAAAGACUCAGCCGGAGAAUAGCCAACAAGAUGGGAUACUUGGAGCAUCUCCUGAGUGGCACUGAGUGGAGGCAUCCAGGGGUCGGAACCUUGUAAACAGGGAGCCUGCCCCCACCACCUAGACGGACCUGGGUUCAGUGAUGAGACAUGGGGUAUGAUGUAACGCGUUUCCAGGGGGAUGUUGACGAGGACCUUAUCUGCCCUAUCUGCAGUGGAGUCUUGGAGGAGCCAGUGCAGGCACCUCACUGUGAGCAUGCUUUCUGCAACGCCUGCAUCACCCAAUGGUUCUCUCAGCAGCAGACGUGUCCGGUAGACCGCAGCGUUGUCACGGUUGCCCACCUGCGCCCAGUGCCUCGGAUCAUGCGGAACAUGCUCUCAAAGCUGCAGAUCGCCUGUGACAACGCUGUGUUUGGCUGCAGCGCUGUUGUCCGGCUUGACAACCUCAUGUCCCACCUCAGUGACUGUGAGCACAACCCGAAGCGGCCUGUGACCUGUGAACAGGGCUGUGGCCUGGAGAUGCCCAAAGAUGAGCUGCCGAAUCACAACUGCAUUAAGCACCUGCGCUCCGUGGUGCAGCAGCAGCAGACUCGAAUCGCAGAACUGGAGAAGACGUCCGCCGAACACAAGCACCAGCUGGCGGAACAGAAGCGAGACAUCCAGCUGCUGAAGGCAUAUAUGCGUGCAAUCCGUAGCGUCAACCCCAACCUUCAGAACCUGGAGGAGACGAUCGAGUACAACGAGAUCCUUGAGUGGGUGAACUCCCUACAGCCAGCAAGAGUGACCCGCUGGGGAGGGAUGAUCUCCACCCCUGACGCUGUGCUCCAGGCUGUAAUCAAGCGCUCCCUGGUGGAGAGCGGCUGCCCGGCCUCUAUUGUCAACGAGCUGAUUGAAAAUGCCCAUGAACGUAGCUGGCCCCAGGGUCUGGCCACACUAGAGACCAGACAGAUGAACCGACGCUACUAUGAGAACUACGUGGCCAAGCGCAUCCCUGGCAAACAGGCUGUUGUGGUGAUGGCCUGCGAGAACCAGCAUAUGGGUGAUGACAUGGUGCAGGAGCCAGGGCUCGUCAUGAUCUUUGCACAUGGUGUGGAGGAGAUCUGAGAGCACGUAACUGGCUAUUAGGAAGAGGUAGAAAUGGAAAAUCCCAUUGCUCCCGCCGCCGAGCCGGAGUUUUCCCACUGUCCUUAUGCCAUGGCUGUAGUUGAGCCACACACUCCCUGCUCUUCUGGCACAAAGGACCUGGGGCACUUUGCUCAGCCUUCCAGCAGGUGAACCCAAUCCUGCCUUUGGCCAUGUUCCUUCCCCCACAACGUCUGUGAAGUGGGUGGAGAAACCCCACCUCUGUAUUCCCCUGCCUGAGAUCCCCGGUUCCCAAAUAUUUUCAGAAAGCACAAAGAAAUUUGUUUUCCCUAGAGGAUCAGGGUGCAGUGAGGAAUCUCUAAUUGUCCCUCUCUUCCAAAACCAGGGAAUCGGAGCAGGCAGGCUUGCUGACUCCACGCAGACAGCCAGCAGAAGUGCUAAGGGUGUGCCCACAACCUCUUAGUAGCCAGCGAGUUCGGGACCUGGUCAUCACUGACAGCUCUUGGGGAAGAUUGGACCUCUGUGCCAAGCACAUACUUGUGCAGCCCACCUGGGAGGUGCAGGCCUUGCCGGAUGUGCAGGGUGGGACACUGAGGCGCCCAUUUGAACUCUUUCCUUCACUUUUUCAUAAUUAGGGCAGGGCUGGGUGGGGGUUAGACGCUGGGGUUCAUACACUCAGCAGGAAGCUGCUGUCUGGCUCUGCUGACUAGGACGGGCACUGUCUCCUGUGGCGUGUCCAGGGACACGCCACAGGCCCCUCUCCAGCCCUGUGAUUGUAGUUAGUUUCAUUUCCUUCAGCAUUGUUGGUUCAUAUUGCGCGAGUCACAGAUCCCUGCUGUUACCCAGUUUUGUCUUCAUAGGAUGGCCUGGGUAUGGCUGUCCUACUCUCCAGCCUGGCCACAUUGUUGGCAACU